This is a messenger RNA of Cricetulus griseus (Chinese hamster), 2370 nucleotides long. NCBI's taxonomy places the organism in Eukaryota, Metazoa, Chordata, Mammalia, Rodentia, Cricetidae. The record is from RefSeq and is a predicted model, not a curated record.
UUUCUCUGUGUAGUUCUGGCUGUCAUGGAACUCUGUAGACCUGGGCAGGAGUUGGGGAUUUCUUGACGCUGUCUUUGUUCCUGUUCUGGCUGUCACAUCUCUUCUCUCAGUGUGCCCCUGAAUUGUCAUGGACUGGGCAUAACUCUACUCAGCUCUAGGCUGCACACCUCAGGUCCACAGGCAGCAGAGAGUUGUCUGUGGGCCCACAGUUGCUUGAGUGUUAUGUGUUCCUCUGUCCUGUGGAUUUAUAUGCCGUGACCUAAAACCCAGGUGUGCAUAGAUAUUUAUUCUGUUAAAGUUGAACUGUGGUGUCUCCUGCUUCCUCAAGGCAGUAAGAGAUGGCAGACAUGGUUAGUGGUGGGCUUUUCUGGAAAGGUCUCUGUGUCUGUCUUUUGGGCAGCUCUGGACACAAUGGUAGUGGCUUUAGUGUCAGUUGAACACAUCUUAGGGUGUCCUGCAGAAAUGGAGCAUCUGAGUGUCCAUUGGAUACUUAACCGCCUCCUGUGGUUUGCUGCCUCUGUGAGGCAAGCAGUCUCCACAUUUGUGGGUGCAGAGAACCCAAACCCAGGAGGUUGGGCGACUGAACCCUGAGAUUGCAGCUGCAGGAGGCCCCAGCUGAACUGACCCCAGGCAAUCAGGCUGCCUGCAAGCACAGGGACAAACCCUGUGUCUGAGAUGCAUCCUGUCCUUGUUCCCGGUCUUUGUGUCUGCUUCCUCCCCUGAGCUCUGUCUCUAUGCUCCAAGGCCCGGUGGUGCCCCCUGGCUCAUCCCCCUGUGUGGGAGGGAGCCUGGGAGCCUUUGGGUUUCCUCAACUCAAGACCUGUUCCUGGAGGAUGUAACCCUUAAAGGAUUGAGGGAGACACUGCUGGGCAGGCAGAAGGUCUGGGCAUAGGACUGGGAGUGCUAGAAUAGCAAGAGGCACGAGAGAGGUGAGCAGGGUGAGCUAGGGCUGUGGGCCAACUAAGAGGAACAAGAUAGACCGUGGAUGUGGGGACACACCUUUCUCUCUGCCUAGCAUCGGCUGGCACUUGUUUCCACCCUAGCUUUCUAGAGGGAACCCACAUCUCGGUGUUCCCUGCAGGGUGUCCCACUGCACGGCAUGGAGACCUGUGGCUGCGAGGCUCCCGAGGGUUCGCCUUGGACCACGAUGGGGCCAGGCCGCGGCCUCCUAACUGGACUGAGGUGUGCGGCCCGCGAGCCUGGCCGCCCGCUGCUGGUGUCUCAAAGCACUCCCGCCCCUCCCCUGGCCCAGCGCGGGCCCCGUGCCCGCCAUGAACGGCCUGUCGGUGAGCGAGCUCUGCUGCCUCUUCUGCUGCCCGCCCUGCCCGGGCCGCAUCGCUGCCAAGCUCGCCUUCCUGCCUCCUGAGCCCACCUACUCACUGGUACCCGAACCAGAGCCUGGGCCCGGUGGGGCCGGCGCAGCCCCCUCGGGUCCCCUGCGGACCUCAGCCGUCACCCCCGGGCGCUGGAAGAUCCACCUGACAGAGCGUGCUGACUUCCAGUACGGCCAGCGCGAGCUGGACACCAUCGAGGUUUUCCUGACCAAGAGCGCGCGCGCCAACCGCAUUGCCUGCAUGUAUGUGCGCUGCGUUCCCGGUGCCAGGUACACGGUUCUCUUCUCGCACGGCAACGCGGUGGAUCUGGGCCAGAUGUGCAGCUUCUACGUGGGCCUGGGCACGCGCAUCGGCUGCAACAUCUUCUCCUAUGACUACUCGGGCUACGGCAUCAGCUCUGGCCGGCCCUCGGAGAAGAAUCUCUAUGCUGACAUUGAUGCCGCCUGGCAGGCCCUUCGCACCAGGUACGGCAUCAGCCCCGACAGCAUCAUCCUUUAUGGCCAGAGCAUUGGCACAGUGCCCACGGUGGACCUGGCAUCGCGCUAUGAGUGUGCUGCGGUGGUCCUGCACUCGCCUCUCACCUCAGGCAUGCGGGUGGCCUUCCCUGACACCAAGAAGACCUACUGCUUCGAUGCUUUCCCUAACAUCGAGAAGGUGUCGAAGAUUACGUCACCGGUGCUCAUCAUCCACGGCACGGAGGACGAGGUGAUCGACUUCUCACAUGGGCUGGCACUGUAUGAGCGCUGCCCGAAGGCCGUGGAGCCACUGUGGGUGGAGGGAGCCGGGCACAACGACAUUGAGCUGUACAGUCAGUACCUGGAGCGCCUGCGCCGCUUCAUCUCCCAGGAGCUGCCCAGCCAACGCACCUAGCCAAGCCACAGGGACCUCAGCAGUACAGCCCUCUGCCGGGACUGCAUGUGACCCGGCGCCCAGGACCCUACUCGGCACCCCAUGGGCCAUGAGCCAUGUGCAGGCGACGUGCAAGCAAAGAGAAGGAAAGAGGGAAACUAAUUAAAGGUUUAAGAUUUUAGGGUUA